Molecule: messenger RNA, 11225 nt
Organism: Mugil cephalus (flathead mullet)
Lineage: Eukaryota; Metazoa; Chordata; Actinopteri; Mugiliformes; Mugilidae
Product: kalirin-like
Biological process (GO): protein phosphorylation
Cellular component (GO): cytoplasm
Molecular function (GO): protein binding; protein kinase activity; ATP binding
Source: RefSeq, a predicted model, not a curated record
GACAGCGGAGAGGAGGUUGGACCGGGAACAAUAGAGAGAAACGAAGCCAGCCCUGAACCAGCAAAGAGACGGACGAACGAAAGGAGGAAAGAAAGAAAGAAAGAAGGGAAGAAAGAGGGUGAGGGUGAUGGAGGCAGAGCGAGGGAAGCGGGGGACAUGUGAGGAAUAAAAGCGCCGAGGCUUCUCCGUCCGUCUUUGUCUGUCGCUGGAUUUUAUUGAACCGGAUUCCGGUAUGAACCCCGCAGAGGCGGCCGAGGAGGCGCCGAGCGACCCCGACACGGAUGCCUUCUACAAGCCGGGCUCGUUCAGGACUGAAGGCAUUAAGGCGUCUGAUGUCCUUCCUGUCUUAAAGGAGAAAGUCGCCUUCGUCUCAGGAGGUCGAGAUAAACGAGGAGGACCCAUCCUGACGUUUCCUGCCCGGAGCAACCACGACAGAAUAAAACAGGAGGAGCUGAGGAGGCUGGUGACCUACCUGUCCACGGUCCCCAGCGAGGACGUCUGUAAACGUGGCUUCACCGUCAUCAUCGACAUGCGCGGCUCCAAGUGGGAGCUCAUCAAACCUCUGCUGAAGACGCUGCAGGAGUUCUUCCCCGCUGAGAUCUGCGUGGCGCUCAUCAUCAAACCCGACAACUUCUGGCAGAAACAGAAAACCAACUUUGGCAGCGCCAAGUUCUCCUUUGAGACCAGCAUGGUGUCUGUGGAGGGUCUGGCCAAACUGGUGGACCCCUCCCAGCUGACGGACGACUUUGAAGGAUCCCUGGACUACAACCACGAGGAGUGGAUGGAGCUCCGAGUGUCUCUGGAGGAGUUCAUGUCCAGCGCCGUCCACCUGCUGUCCAGGCUGGAGGACCUGCAGGAGCUUCUGUCCAAGAAGGAGUUCCCUUCAGACGUGGAGGGAUCGCGGCGUCUGAUCGAGGAGCACACCCAACUGAAGAAGAAGGUGCUGAAGGCUCCGGUGGAGGAGCUGGACCAUGAAGGCCAGAGGCUGCUCCAGUGCAUCCGAUCUAGUGACGGCUUCUCAGGGAGGAACUGUAUCUCAGGUUCUGCUGACUUCCAGAGCCUGGUGCCCAAGGUGGCCAGUCUCCUGGAUAAGCUCCACUCCACCAGGCAGCACCUCCACCAGAUGUGGCACAUCAGGAAACUGAAGCUGGACCAGUGCUUCCAGCUCCGGCUCUUUGAACAGGAUGCAGAGAAGAUGUUUGACUGGAUCAGCCACAACAAGGAGGUGUUCCUUCAGAGCCACACUGAGAUCGGCCGAGGAUACCAGCACGCUGUGGAGCUGCAGACCCAACACAACCACUUCGCCAUGAACUCCAUGAACGCCUACGUGAACAUCAACCGGAUCAUGUCGGUGGCGAGCCGCCUGGCGGAGGCCGGCCACUACGCCUCCACCCAGAUCAAACAGAUCUCAGGUCAGCUGGACCAGGACUGGAAAAGCUUCGCCGCCGCUCUGGACGAACGCUCCACCAUCCUCGCCAUGUCCUCCGUCUUCCACCAGAAGGCCGAACAGUUCCUCUCGGAGGUGGAGGCCUGGUGUAAAGUCUGCAGUGAGGGGGGGCUACCUACUGAGAUGCAGGAGCUGGAGAUCGCCAUCCACCGCCACCAGAGCCUGUAUGAGCAGGUCACCCAGGCCUACACCGAGGUGAGUCAGGAUGGUAAAGCUCUGCUGGACGUCCUCCAGAGGCCUCUGAGUCCCGGAAACUCUGAUUCUCUGACGGCCACUGCCAACUACUCCAAAGCUGUCCACUGCAUCCUGGACGUGGUCCACGAGGUUCUUCACCACCAGCGGCGGCUGGAAAACAUCUGGCAGCACAGAAAGGUCCGACUGCACCAAAGGCUCCAGCUGUGUGUGUUCCAGCAGGACGUCCAGCAGGUGAUGGACUGGAUAGAAAACCACGGCGAGGCUUUCCUCAGCAAACACACCGGAGUUGGGAAAUCCCUCCACCGAGCCCGAGCCCUGCAGAAGAGACACGACGACUUCGAGGACGUAGCUCAGAACACAUAUACGAAUGCAGACAAGCUUCUGGAGGCGGCCGAGCAGCUCGCUCAGACCGGAGAAUGCGACCCAGAGGAAAUCUACAAGGCUGCCAGACACCUGGAAGUCCGGAUCCAGGACUUUGUGCGACGCGUUGAACACAGGAAGCUGCUGUUGGACAUGUCUGUGUCCUUCCACACACACACCAAGGAGCUGUGGUCCUGGAUGGAGGAGUUACAGAAGCAACUCUUAGACGACGUGUCCUGUGACUCGGUGGACUCGGUCCAGACUCUGAUCCAACAGUUCCAGCAGCAGCAGACGGCGACGCUGGAGGCUACACUCAACGUCAUCAAAGAGGGGGAGGAGCUAAUGCAGCAGCUCAGAGAUGCGGCCAUGUCGACCAACAAGACGCCUCACUGCAGUUCCAUUGCCCACAUCCAGGGGGUGCUGCAGCAGCUGGACGAGGCUCAGGGCCAGAUGGAGGAGCUGUUCCACGAACGUAAAAUCAAGCUGGACAUCUUCCUCCAGCUGAGGAUCUUUGAGCAGUACACCAUCGAGGUCACAGCCGAGCUGGACACCUGGAACGAGGACCUGUCUCGUCAGCUGAGCGACGCGGAGGAGGAACAGGAGGAACAGGAGGAACAGGAGGAGGAGGAGGAGGAGGAGGAACGGGAGGAGGUGGCACCACCCUCCGGCAGCUCGGAGGACAUCAGUGUGGCGGAGCAGCGUCUGAAACGCCACGCGGAGAGGAAGGCGGCCAUGAACAACAUGACCUACGAAGUGAUGCAGCAGGGCCAAGACCUGCACCAGUACAUCAUGGAGGUCCAGGCUUCAGGGAUUGAGCUGACGGGGGAGAAGGACAUGGACCUGGCCUCUCAGGUCCAGGAGCUGCUGGAGUUCCUCCACGAGAAGCAGCAGGAGGUGGAUCUCAACACUCAGCUCACCCACGCCCGGCUGGAACAGAGUCUGCAGCUGCGCCACCUACAGGCCGAAGUCAAACAGGUGUUGGGUUGGAUCCGUAACGGUGAGUCCAUGUUGAACGCCAGCAUGGUGAACGCCAGCUCUCUGUCUGAGGCCGAGCAGCUGCAGAGGGAGCAUGAACAGUUCCAGAUGGCUAUAGAGUCUCUCUUCCAUGCCAACUCCCUCCAGAAGACUCAUCAGAGCGCUCUGCAGGUCCAGCAGAAAGCCGAGAUGAUGCUCCAGGCCGGCCACUACGAUCCGGAGGCGAUCCGAGGCUGUGCUGAGAAAGUGGCCGUCCACUGGCAGCAGCUGAUGCUGAAGAUGGAGGAUCGUCUGAAGCUGGUCAACGCCUCCGUGGCCUUUUACAAGACCUCUGAGCAGGUGUGCAGCGUGCUGGAGAGUCUGGAGCAGGAGUACCGGCGGGAUGAGGACUGGUGCGGUAGUCACGAUAAACUGGGAAGUUCAGCCGACUGCGACCACCUUCUCCCUCUGAUCAGCAAACACCUGGAGCAGAAAGAGGCCUUCCUCAAGGCGUGUACUCUGGCUCGGAGGAACGCCGAGGUGUUUCUGAAGUACAUCCACAGGAACAAUGUGAGCAUGCCCGGAGCCGCCGGCCACACCCGAGGACCUGAGCAGCAGGUCAAAGCCAUCCUGAACGAGCUGCUGCAGAGAGAGAACCGUGUGCUUCACUUCUGGACGCUGAAGAAACGCCGGCUGGACCAGUGUCAGCAGUAUCUGGUGUUUGAACGCAGCGCCAAGCAGGCGUUGGACUGGAUCCAGGAGACAGGUGAAGUUUACCUGGCCACGCACACGUCACCUGGAGAAAGCAGCGAGGAAACACAGCAGCUCCUCAGCGACUACCACCACUUCAGACUCUCGGCCAAGCAAACCAAGGAGAAGGUGAAGCUGCUGAUCCAGCUCGCAGACAACCUGGUGGAGAAGGGUCACGCCCACGUGUCGGAGCUGAAGCGAUGGGUUAGCACGGUGGACCGAAGGUACCGAGACUUCUCCCUGCGCAUGGCCAAGUACCAGGAGAGUCUGGAGAGGAGGCUGGGGGUCAGCUCAGAGGACAACAAGGACCUGGAGCUGGACAUCAUUCCCGCCAGCCUCACCGACGACCCUGAGGUGAAACUACGUGACCCCAACCAUGAGAUCAACGAGGAGAAGAGGAAGUCUGCCAGGAAGAAGGAGUUCAUCAUGGCCGAGCUGCUGCAGACAGAGAAGACGUACGUCAGAGACCUCCAGGAGUGUCUGGAGACGUACCUGUGGGAGAUGAGCAGCGGCGUGGAGGAGGUUCCUCCGGCCAUCGCCAACAAGGAGAACGUCAUCUUUGGCAACAUGCAGGAGAUCUACGACUUCCACAGCAAUAUUUUCCUGAAGGAGCUGGUGAACUACGAGCAACUUCCAGAGGACGUGGGUCAUUGCUUCGUCACCUGGGCUGAUAAGUUCCACAUAUACGUGGAUUACUGCAAGAACAAACCAGACUCCAGUCAGCUCAUCCUGGAACACGCCGGCAGCUUCUUUGACGACAUUCAGCAGAGACGAGGACUGGCCAACUCCAUCUCCUCCUACCUCAUCAAACCGGUCCAGAGGAUCACCAAGUACCAGCUGCUGCUCAAGGAGCUGCUGUCCUGCUGUGAGGAAGGUAAAGGGGAGAUCAAGGAUGGUCUGGAGGUGAUGCUGAGUGUCCCUAAGAGAGCCAACGACGCCAUGCACCUGGCCAUGCUGGAGGGCUUUGAGGAGAACCUGGAGGUGCAGGGUGAGCUCAUUCUGCAGGAUAGCUUUCAGGUGUGGGAUCCACGCUCGCUGAUCAGGAAGGGACGCGACCGACACCUCUUCCUCUUCGAGUUCUCUCUGGUCUUCAGCAAAGAGAUGAAGGACUCAGCCGGCAGAACCAAGUACCAGUACAAGAACCGGCUCCUGACUUCAGAGCUGGGAGUGACUGAGCACAUUGAGGGAGACCCCUGUAAGUUCGCUCUGUGGGCAGGAAGAACGCCUUCAUCUGAUAAUAAGACGGUGCUGAAGGCGUCCAGUGUGGAGGCCAAGCAGGAGUGGAUCAAGAACAUCAGGGAGGUGAUCCAGGAGAGGAUGACUCACCUGAAGGGGGCGCUGAAGGAGCCUCUUCAUCUCCCUAAAACUCCGGCUCUGAGCAAACCCAGGAACAGCACUAGGAGGGACGGAGGUGAGGACGGAGACAGCCAGGGGGACGGCAGCAGCCAACCAGACACUGUGUCCAUCGCCUCCAGGACGUCCCAGAACACGAUGGACAGCGAUAAGCUCUCUGGAGGAUGUGAACUCACCGUCGUCCUUCAAGACUUCACAGCGGGGUCCAGCACGGAGAUGUCGGUCAGCACAGGUCAGACCGUCGAGCUGUUGGAGCGUCCCAGUGAGAGACCAGGAUGGUGUCUGGUCCGGACCACCGACCGCAUCCCCCCCCAGGAGGGUCUAGUCCCCAGCUCGGUGCUCUGCGUGUCCCACUCUCGGUCCAGCGUGGAGAUGGACUGCUUCUUCUCAGGGAAAGAGAACUACCCCGUUGGAAGCUCUGAUGGGAAGACGGAGUCGGUGGCCAACCUCCAGCCCCAGGCGUCCCUCAACUCGCUGCAGUCCUCCAGCUCCCCGGGUCCCAAACGCUCCAGCAACACACUGAGAAAAUGGCUGACCAGUCCAGUCCGCCGGCUCAGCCACGGCAGCUCGGUCAAGAAGCUACCCAGCAACAAACACAAGAAGACAGGACCAGGAGCAGGACGAGAGGAAAACAGGAAGAGCAUUGAUCUGGGUCAACCGGAGCUGGCUCUGCAGGACGACGUUAUCGAUGAGAGAGUCCCGAGAAAAGACGGAAACAUCCUGUCCAAGACAGGGACGCAGAGCGGUGGUGAGGAGGAGCAGGAUGAGGAGGCGCAUACUCCUCUACCUCCGCCCAUGGAGAUCAUCAAAGACCCCUCGGCUCAGGACGACAAGUCUUCGUCCUUGCUAACGUCUCUGCAGUCGUCCUCCGAGGUGCCCAGCGCUGCAGAGCUCGUUAGCGCCAUCGAAAAACUGGUUAAGACCAAGAUGACUCUGGAACCAGGAGCGUACCCGGGAUUCAUGUCUCCGCCAGAACAAACCACUCCUGUCCAGCCACGAAACCCUGAACUGGAGCAGAGAGCUAAAGCCAUGAGAGGACGGAUGUUUGUUCUCAACGAGCUGAUCCAGACCGAGAAGGACUACGUCAAAGACCUGGGCAUCGUGGUGGAGGGCUUCAUGAAGCGCAUCAAGGAGAAAGGCGUCCCAGACGACAUGAAAGGAAAAGACAAGAUCGUGUUCGGGAACAUCCACCAGAUCUAUGACUGGCACCGAGAUUUCUUUGUGUUAGAGCUGGAGAAAUGUCUGGAAGACAAUGAACAUCUCCCUGAACUCUUCAUCAAACACGAGAGGAGGCUCCACAUGUACGUGGUUUACUGUCAGAAUAAACCCAAGUCAGAGUUCAUCGUGGCCGAGUACGACUCGUUCUUUGAUGGCGUCCAGCAGGACAUCCAGUCCAGACUGAGCAUCAGCGACUUCCUCAUCAAACCCAUCCAGAGAAUCACCAAGUACCAGCUGCUCCUCAAGGACUUCUUGAAGUACAGCUUGAAGGCAGGAAUAGACUGUGAACAAAUUGAGAAAGCUGUAGACCUGAUGUCUCAGGUCCCCAAACUGUGCAACGACAUGAUGAACCUGGGCCGCCUGCAGGGCUACGAGGGGAAGCUGACCAGUCAGGGCAAGCUGCUGCAGCAGGAGACGUUCUUCGUCACGGAGCAGGACGCCGGCGUCCUGUCGCGCUCCAAAGAGAGACGAGUCUUCCUCUUCGAGCAGAUCGUCAUCUUCAGCGAGCUGCUGAGGAAAGGCUCGUCCACCCCGGGAUACCAGUUCAAGAAGAGCAUCAAGGUGUCCUACCUGGGUGUGGAGGACAGCGCUGAUAACGACCCCUGUAAGUUCGUCCUGUCGUGUCGAGGUUCGUCGGAGCGCUUCACGCUGCAGGCCGCCAACGUAGACAUCAAGCAGGUCUGGGUCCGACACAUCCAGGACGUCCUGGACGCACAGAGCAACUUCCUGUCUGCUCUGCAGUCUCCCAUUGAGUACCAGAAGGAGAAGAGCUCCUCCCUGACCAGGAACCGUUCGUCCUCCGGGACCCGCCCCGCCUCCGCCUCCAACCCCGCCCCCUCCUCCUCCUCCUCCUCCUCCAGCCGACCGUCCUCGGCCGUCGGCCUGGGCGACAAGGAGCUGGAGAGGGGGAGGAGCCAGAUGAAGAUGUCCACGUCCAACGGGGGCUCGUCGUGCUUGGACUCCAGGGACUCUGAUGGCUGUAAUGGCGUCUCCUCCACCAUGUUGGUGACUCAGGACUACACGGCUCUGAAGGAGAAUGAGAUCUCAGUGGGUCGGGGGGAGGCGGUCCAGAUCCUGGCGACCAAUCAGCAGAACAUGUACCUGGUUUACCGGCCGGCCGACAGCCAAUCACCAGCGGCCGAGGGCUGGGUCCCGGGACACGUCCUGGCCCCUCCCACCCGACUCAUUAAAGACUCUAGCUCUACUUCCUGCUUCCCGGCCGCGGCGGCAGCGUCCGAUGCCAACAAUAUCAAGAAGUCGCUGUCGUGGAACACGCUACGCGCCAGGAAGCGCGUCGAGGCCAAGGAGGCGUCCUCUGUGGGGGUCAGAGGUCAAGAGAACGGCCUCCUCCUCCUCCUCCGUAAGCCCAAAGAACCCGCCCCCCCUCCCCCCCUCGCCUCACCCGCCCCAGUUGCGAAGGGCAGUAAAGACGUCCACACUUCAGAUGAGUCAGACUGUGACGACGACCUCGACCCAAAGACGGGGAUGAUGGAGCUUCUGAACCCAAACUUCAUCCAGGAAGUGGCUCCUGAGUUCCUGGUCCCCCUCUCUGACGUGGUCUGUGCCUUCGGGGAGACUGUGGUCCUCUGCUGUAAAGUCUGCGGUCGACCCAAACCCUCAGUCACCCUGAAGGGUCCAGACCAGAACCCGGUGACCAGCAACAACCGCUUCACCAUCGACAUCAGGGAUACCGGUGACAUCCUGUUGAAGAUCUGUAACCUGUUGCCUCAGGAUACAGGUAUCUACACCUGUGUUGCCGUUAACGACCACGGCUCCGCCUCCUCCUCAGCCUCCAUCAAAGUUCAAGGUAUCCCAGCAGCCCCGGGGAGGCCGGUGGCUCAGGAGGCCGGAGGGACGGCGGUGGUGAUCCACUGGCCUCCUCCGGCCUCAUCGGCUCAUUGUGCCGUCAGCAGCUACACCGUGGAGUACAGACAGGAAGACUCGUUGCUAUGGCAGCAGCUGGCCAGCAGCAGAGAGGAGUGUGUUCAGGUCGACGCCCUCAUCCCCGGAGGUCACUAUCAGUUCAGAGUCCGAGCCUCCAACCGCUGGGGGGUCGGCCCCCCGUCUGAGCCCUCCAACAUGGUCACGCUGGCCAGCAGCAACUCUGGAUGUGACGGAUCAGGAAUCCAGUGGAAAGAAAACUUUGAGUCGAGCUUCACUGAGAUCUGUGAGAUCGGGAGAGGAAGAUUUUCAGUGGUGAGAAAAUGUCUCAACAAGUCCACAAAGAAAGAGGUGGCCGUGAAGUUUGUGAGGAAGAAGAUGCAGAAGAAGGAGCAGGUGGCUCAUGAGGCCGACCUCCUGCAGCAGGUCCAGAACCACCAGAUGGUGGCGCUGCUGGACACGUACGAGUCUCCAACGUCUCUGAUGCUCGUCCUGGAGCUGCUGGAGGACGGCCGGCUGCUCGACUACCUGGUUGCCCAUGACGACCUGAUGGAGGAGAAGGUGUCGUUCUUCAUCAGAGAGACUCUGGAGGCUCUGCAGCAUCUUCACACCUGUAGAGUAGCUCACCUGGACCUGAAGCCUGAGAACCUCCUGGUGGACCUCCACUCUCCGACCCCGAGCAUUAAGCUCAUUGACCUGGGAGACGCCGUCCAGCUGUCGUCCCACCGCCGCUACGUGCACCUCCUGCUGGGGAACCCGGAGUUCGCCGCCCCGGAGCUGAUCCGGGGGACGCCGGUGUCCGUGGCGACGGAUGUGUGGAGCGUGGGCGUGUUGGCCUAUGUGGCGCUCAGUGGCGUCUCUCCGUUCCUGGACGAGUCACCGGAGGAAACCUGCGUUAACAUCUGCCGCCUGGACUUCUGCUUCCCAGACGAGUACUUCCAGGGCGUGAGCCAGGCGGCCAGGGACUUCGUCACGUCGGUGCUGCAGGAGGACCCCAGGAAGAGGCCCAGCGCCACCUCCUGUCUGCAGCACCCGUGGGUGGGGCGCGGCGGCGUGCACGGCGGCGAGUACUCCAAGACGCCCCUGGACACCACCAGGCUCGCCACAUUCAUCGAGAGGAGGAGGCAGCUGCACGACGUCCGACCUGUCACCAACAUCAAGGGUCUGGUAGGAGGAGGAGGAGGAGGAGGAGGAGGAAACACGCUGUGAUGACAUGGACACAGAAUAACCCAAAGAAGAGGCUCAGCCAGGAGGGUGCUGGGAAACAUCUGGUCCAGAGGAACCUGAGGACCUGUACUCCUAAAGAUUCUUAGAGCAAAGAGCUCCUCCUAGAGGACGAAUACUAACAAGAUCAGAUCAGAAAAAAAAUCAUUUCAGCCUUUUUGUAAAAAACAAACAAACAAAAAAAUUCAGGACGUUUCCAAAGUAACUGAAUGCUGUUCAUGAACAUCCUGGAGCUCAUUCAUGGUCUUGGUCCCUUUUUAAAGACGAGACUCUGAAGUUUCUAGAAUCUCUCUAAGUGGUAUUAAAAAUAUGAAGUUGUUGGGUUCACCUGAAUUUUCUUGUUAGUUGAAUCCUAGAAUGACUUUUAUCAGUGAAACCAGAAGAAAAUGACACAUUACAUCAUGCAGCAUUAACUCUCUGAUUGGUUCAUGAAGCUGCUGCUGCUCCAUGAACCACCCAGAGGAACGACAGAGCGUUAAUAUAAGUUCAGACCACAUCUGUUUCUCUGUGGACUCUCAUCUCAAGUUACUGUUGAGGCUUCAGGCGAGAAGCCAAAGCUAAAACAACCUCUGGGUGAUGACGACAUGUUGUUUAUUCAUAAGCUAAAGCUGUGGCUGAUCUCACUCUGAGUCCUGGAUCCUAAAGAGUCUUAGAGCAAAGAGUUGAUCCUAAUGGACAAACUCUAAGAAAACUCUUAGAACCCUGAUGUUCCCUACAGGUUGUUCCUAGAUGGAGGUAAAGAGGAAAGGUUCCUAAAGAAGGUUCUGCAGUGAGAUGUGCUGAGAGCAGGGAGGAGAACUUUGAGAGGCUUAGAGAGGAGAACAUGGUGGAAAGAAGAGGAGGAGAGAUAUUCUCCUGGAGCAGGAAUCAUUUUACCUGGUUAAUACCACAUGGAUGAAGAGCAACAAUGGUUUUAAAGUAGAUCUGCUAUUUAUUUCUCUUCAGUCUCAUAGAUCAGAUUCUAGGAUUCAGUCUGUGGAUGUGACUCCGUUCUAUGGACAUUGGCACCAGAAGACUCCUAUAGGAGAAUCUUUAGGAAGACUGGCCCAGGUUCUGAAGGAGGAGUCUGGUCGCCUCCUCUGAUGGGAGCAGGGAGGAGUUGAAGAAGAACGAAAAUCCUGAUGAACUUGUUGAAUGUUUAUUUAUUUCUCAUCUGAGGAGGAUCGUUUACAGACCAAUAAGAACCGUCCUCUUUCUACUCAUGAAUGUACUUCCUGUAGAAUGUGCUCCUCUCCGUUAGCAUUUAGCAUUUAGCAUCCUGCAGCAGCGACGAAGGAGGAGGAGGAGGAGAUGGAGGAGGAGGAAGAGCAGCUUCCACCUUAGAUGUGUCUCUGUGGCCGAGAUGUUCAGAAACAUCCUCCACCCGGCUUUAUCUUUUCUCCUCCCCCUGCUCCUCCUCCUCCUCCUCCUCCUCCUCCUGCUCCUCCUUCUCUCUAGUUUAAGCCGGAGCCUCUGGGUCAGGUUGAGUCUGUGUUGCGUUCGGGUGCAGUCAGGUAAAUUUUUCAUUUAUGAAUCAGCCUUAAAAAGAAAGCUUUUAUUUGUGCAGAGGUUUUCAUCUGGACUGUGAAUGAAGCCGUAGACAUGUUCAGUGUUAGUUCAUUCUGCUCCAGCUUUGACCCCGACUCUGAACAACCAGAACCAGAACUCCUCUUCCUCCCCCUCCUCCUCCUCCUCCUCCUCCUCCUCCUCCCCCCUCCUCCUCCUCCUCCCCCUCCUCCUCCUCCUCCUCCUCCUCAUCCUCCUCCUCAUCCUCCUCCUGGGGCCAUGUAGCUCCGUGGUGGCUCCAUCUCGGUGAAUGCUCUGGUUUGUUACUCUCUUUACCAAUAAACGAAGCUUGUUUCUA